AUGCCCAAGAAGCAUCAUCUACUGAUCCCAAUGCCGUCGCGACGAUCAUCCAAAGCCGAGAAACAAUCGACUUCGGAAAAGACCGAUGAGGUGACUGUGAAUGACCCGUCCCGCCGUAGCUCCAAAGUGAGCAUCUUGAAAGGCAAGAGGGAUCGCAGUCGCGCGAGCAGUCGGCGGUCGCGACGGACACAGGAAGCGGUCACCGCUGAAAAGAGCAACGAGGCGACAACUCCCACCACCCCCGAGAUGAACGACCCUUCAAAGCCCACACAGAAGAAGACUUCUCGAUUCCUCGCCUUUCUGUGCUGCUCGUCUCCGGACGCUGAUGGCGAUGACUCGGCGUUACCGCCGAAGAAGUCGACCAAGUUGCCACCAACUUCAAACCGAUUGCCCACUCCAGACAAAACCGAAGCGCACACCGGUGAUUCAAGUACAGCGGAGUCAAGAGAUCCCGCGUAUUUCGCAGACGAAAAAGCUCAGCCAAUUGUGAGCUCGGAGAACUCCCAGCCGAAGGCCGAAGAGCAUGCGAGCCAUGCCCCUGAAGACGCUCAGACCGAAGGAGCUUCGGCGGCUGCUGGGAAAUCUGAAGCGAAUCCCGCGAACGCAAAGGAGGAGGAAACUACCUCAACGACAGAGAACGGGGUCGUAUCGGAGCCGAAGACUCACGGUGCCGAGCCUCCAAUUCAGGAUAAGCAGACCGUAGGGGACGAAGCACCCCCGGCCGUGGCAGAUGACGCUUCGGCCAAGCAACCUCUGUCCAGUGAUGCAGACGAUUCUGUACAUGAGGAAGAAGUGCCACCUACAACGGUGUUACCUCCACCUCCUCCUCUGCCGGUCCCUGAGGCACCCAGUGCCCCGGAUGCAGACGAUCAGCGAUGGUUGCUCCCGCCACCGCUGCCGCAUCUCCAGAAUCGAAAGUGUUUGGUUCUGGACCUUGAUGAGACGCUAGUUCAUAGCAGCUUCAAGGUAAGAAAUCCCAACCAUCAUGAGAGACAAGUUGGUUGUGUGCAAGGAAACUUACCAUUGAUCCAGGUUUUGGAACGAGCGGACUUUACAAUUCCCGUUGAGAUCGAGGGUCAGUACCACAAUAUCUAUGUGAUUAAGCGUCCUGGGGUCGAUCAGUUCAUGAAGCGAGUCGGCGAACUUUACGAAGUGGUAGUUUUUACCGCUUCAGUCUCCAAGUAUGGUGAUCCCUUGCUGGAUCAACUGGACAUCCACAAUGUUGUCCACCACCGUUUGUUCCGUGAGAGCUGUUACAAUCACCAGGGGAAUUAUGUCAAGGUAUGCUCCUUCAAUCUCCUUGAAAUGGUCAUGGCCAUUGCUAACUCUGAAAAGGACCUUUCCCAGGUCGGUCGUGACCUUCGGGAGACGAUCAUCAUCGACAAUUCCCCCACGUCCUACAUUUUCCACCCACAACAUGCGAUCCCGAUCAGCAGCUGGUUCUCUGACGCUCAUGACAAUGAGUUACUCGACCUAAUCCCCGUUCUUGAGGAUCUUGCCGGCCAACAAGUCCAAGAUGUCAGCAUGGUCCUGGACAUUACUCUGUGA
Penicillium argentinense is the source of this 1548-nucleotide messenger RNA. It is a transcript of the gene psrA, whose product is annotated as putative general stress response phosphoprotein phosphatase Psr1/2. Gene Ontology annotation, molecular function: phosphoprotein phosphatase activity. Gene Ontology annotation, cellular component: plasma membrane. Lineage: Eukaryota; Fungi; Ascomycota; Eurotiomycetes; Eurotiales; Aspergillaceae. The record is from RefSeq and is a predicted model, not a curated record. The coding region runs from base 1 to 1548 and encodes 515 amino acids. The transcript has 2 exons.